Purpureocillium takamizusanense is the source of this 627-nucleotide messenger RNA. RefSeq names its product homeodomain super (gene CUP9). The transcript has 2 exons. Gene Ontology annotation, molecular function: RNA polymerase II cis-regulatory region sequence-specific DNA binding; DNA-binding transcription factor activity, RNA polymerase II-specific. Gene Ontology annotation, biological process: regulation of transcription by RNA polymerase II. The coding region runs from base 1 to 627 and encodes 208 amino acids. Lineage: Eukaryota; Fungi; Ascomycota; Sordariomycetes; Hypocreales; Ophiocordycipitaceae. The record is from RefSeq and is a predicted model, not a curated record.
AUGGCCGGGGUCGUCGAUAGAAGUCCCAUGUACCAAGCCCAGGACUAUCCUUACACGUAUCAGCAACCGGGUCGAUAUCAGUCCGUGUCUUCCAGCUCCGUCCGUCCGUAUGACCGAGCACCUUUCUCAGCCAGGACAAGCUACGGCUCGGCAUCAUAUCAAGAGAUGGCUCGCUAUGGGAACCUGGGCAUGGGUGUGGAUGCCAAGCAACGUAAACGACGGGGAAAUCUCCCUAAAGAAACCACGGACAAGCUGCGUGCUUGGUUUGUGGCGCAUCUGCAGCACCCGUACCCGACUGAGGAUGAGAAGCAGGAUUUGAUGCGGCAGACGGGCCUCCAGAUGAAUCAAAUCUCCAACUGGUUCAUCAACGCCAGACGGCGUCAGUUACCUGCCAUGAUCAACAGCGCAAGAGUCGAGUCAGACGCAACAAACGGGCGCGCCGUAGGCAGUGCCAACGCGGAAAGCAAGAUCCUCGCCUCCACGGAGCGCAAUAGCGACUAUGUUGCACGCGGCGGACGAGGCAACGCCCGUCCCCUGAGUGACGGCGAGAGCUCCGCAUACGACGACGAUAUGAGCGACGGUCUGCACAGGCGCAUGACGGGUGACCCAAGCCGAGAGAGCGUAUGA